Miscanthus lutarioriparius is the source of this 3027-nucleotide messenger RNA. The record is from the annotation of a GenBank genome assembly. Lineage: Eukaryota; Viridiplantae; Streptophyta; Magnoliopsida; Poales; Poaceae.
AUGGCGCACCACCGGCGGGCCCGGCUCUUCUCUGUGGUCGCCGCCGCCGCGCUUAUGGUGCUGUCGGUCGGGCCGGCCGCGGCGCUGUCGCCGGACGGCAAGGCGCUGCUGUCGCUGCUGCCCGGCGGGGCGCCGUCGCCCGUGCUGCCGUCGUGGGACCCCAAGGCCGCGACGCCGUGCUCGUGGCAGGGGGUCACGUGCUCGCCGCAGAGCCGGGUGGUGUCGCUCUCGCUGCCCAACACCUUCCUCAACCUGUCCUCGCUGCCGCCGCCGCUAGCCACGCUCUCCUCGCUGCAGCUGCUCAACCUCUCCACCUGCAACAUCUCCGGGACCAUCCCACCCUCGUACGCGUCGCUCUCCGCGCUGCGCGUCCUGGACCUGUCCUCGAACGCGCUCACCGGCGACAUCCCCGACGAGCUCGGCGCGCUCUCGGGGCUCCAGUUCCUGCUCCUCAACUCCAACCACCUCACCGGCGGCAUCCCGCGCUCGCUCGCCAACCUCUCCGCGCUCCAGGUGCUCUGCGUCCAGGACAACCUCCUCAACGGCACCAUCCCGGCGUCGCUCGGCGCGCUCACCGCGCUCCAGCAGUUCCGCGUCGGCGGCAACCCGGCGCUGUCGGGCCCCAUCCCGGCCUCACUCGGCGCGCUCUCCAACCUCACCGUCUUCGGCGCCGCGGCUACCGCGCUGUCCGGUCCCAUCCCCGAGGAGUUCGGCAGCCUCGUCAAUCUCCAGACGCUGGCAUUGUACGACACCAGCGUGUCCGGGUCCAUACCCGCCGCGCUCGGCGGUUGCGUCGAGCUGCGCAACCUCUACCUUCACAUGAACAAGCUCACCGGCCCGAUACCGCCGGAGCUCGGGCGGCUGCAGAAGCUCACCAGUCUGCUCCUCUGGGGCAACGCCCUCUCCGGGAAGAUCCCACCGGAGCUAUCCAACUGCUCCGCGUUGGUGGUGCUCGACCUGUCGGGCAACCGGCUUACCGGCGAGGUGCCCGGGGCGCUUGGGCGGCUCGGCGCGCUCGAGCAGCUGCACCUGUCGGACAACCAGCUCACGGGGCGCCUACCGCCGGAGCUCAGCAACCUGAGCAGCCUCACCGCGCUGCAGCUCGACAAGAACGGCUUCUCGGGCGCGAUCCCGCCGCAGCUGGGAGAGCUGAAGGCGCUGCAGGUGCUGUUCCUCUGGGGCAACGCGCUGUCUGGCGCGAUCCCGCCAUCGCUGGGCAACUGCACCGAGCUGUACGCGCUGGACCUGUCAAAGAACCGCUUCUCCGGCGGCAUCCCCGACGAGGUGUUCGCGCUGCAGAAACUCAGCAAGCUGCUACUCCUGGGCAAUGAGCUCUCCGGCCCCCUACCCCCGAGCGUCGCCAACUGCGUAUCAUUGGUGCGCCUCCGGCUCGGUGAGAACCAGCUCGUCGGCGAGAUACCCAGAGAGAUCGGCAAGCUGCAGAACCUGGUGUUCCUGGACCUGUACUCAAACAGGUUCACCGGCUCGCUGCCUGCCGAGCUCGCAAACAUCACGGUGCUGGAGCUGCUGGACGUGCACAACAACAGCUUCACCGGUGGCAUCCCGCCGCAGUUCGGGGAGCUCAUGAACCUGGAGCAGCUCGACCUGAGCAUGAACAAGCUCACCGGCGAUAUACCGGCGAGCUUUGGCAACUUCAGCUACCUUAACAAGCUGAUCCUCAGCGGCAACAAUCUGUCCGGGCCAUUGCCCAAGUCGAUUCGGAACCUGCAGAAGCUGACAAUGCUGGACCUGAGCAAUAACAGCUUCUCUGGCCCGAUACUGCCGGAGAUCGGCGCGCUGUCGAGCCUGGGCAUCAGCCUGGACCUCAGCUCGAACAGGUUCGUCGGCGAGCUGCCGGACGAGAUGUCUGGUUUGACACAGCUGCAGUCACUCAACCUCGCGAGCAAUGGCCUCUACGGCAGCAUCUCGGUUCUGGGUGAGCUCACCAGCCUGACAUCCCUCAACAUCUCGUACAACAACUUCUCUGGCGCCAUCCCAGUGACGCCGUUCUUCAAGACAUUGUCGUCCAACUCCUAUAUUGGCAAUGCCAACCUCUGUGAGUCCUACGAUGGCCACUCCUGUGCGGCGGACAUGGUUCGCAGGUCCGCCCUGAAGACGGUCAAGACCGUGAUCCUCAUCUGUGGUGUUCUGGGGUCAGUUGUGCUGCUGCUUGUUGUGGUUUGGAUUCUGAUCAACAGGAGCAGGAAGCUGGCUAGCCAGAAGGCAAUGAGCUUGUCAGGUGCUGGCGGUGAUGAUUUCUCCAACCCCUGGACGUUUACACCAUUCCAGAAGCUCAACUUCAGCAUUGACAACAUCUUGGCAUGCCUAAGGGAUGAGAACGUGAUCGGCAAAGAGUACACGUACACGAGCAACAUCACGGAGAAGAGCGACGUGUACAGCUACGGCGUGGUGCUGCUGGAGAUCCUGAGCGGGCGGAGCGCUAUCGAGCCGGUGGUCGGUGAGACCAGCCUGCACAUCGUGGAGUGGGCGAAGAAGAAGAUGGGCAGCUACGAGCCGGCCGUGAACAUCCUGGACCCAAAGCUGCGGGGAAUGCCGGACCAGCUGGUGCAGGAGAUGCUGCAGACGCUGGGCGUGGCCAUCUUCUGCGUGAACGCGGCGCCGGCGGAGCGGCCAACGAUGAAGGAGGUGGUGGCGCUGCUCAAGGAGGUGAAGAGCCCGCCCGAGGAGUGGGCAAAGACCUCGCAGCAGCCGCUCAUCAAGCCCGGCAGCCAGCAAGGGAUUGAUGAGCAACUAGCUGCGCCGUCCUCAGUACAAAUAGCCAGCAGACGACUAUUAUCCGUUCUUGGUUUCGUAGGAACAGUGAGUGACAGGCAAAGCCCGUUGCCCCCAUCCGUCGGCCGGUACCAGGCCCAGGCGGCCGCGGCACGAGCUGCUCUGCCACUGGCGCCAACACUGGACGGCGAGGUGCAGGCUCUGUUUCGAAAGGAGGUAGAGGGACCUGCUGCGGCGGCGGUGGCUGCACGGCGGUGGGCGGGGGCGGAGGAGACACGGCGGCGAAGCCAUUGA